AUGGCGGCAGCGGGGGGCGUUCAACUGCCGCACUUCCACGGAGGUAGCACCUCCGCCGUGAAUGGGGCCAAAAGGAGUGUACAGGCAACUUUCUCCCCAAACGAGGGAACACACACGUCGACGCUGCAGCUCUCAGCGAGUGAUGAGCCACAUGCGUUUCCGAAUGCAGUGGAUGUCUUGAAUUGCAGAGAGGAGGUCUUAGUGGGUAUGCUAACUGCGCUCAGGGAAGCCACGGCGCGCUCGCGAGAGCCAGUAAUGAAAAAGAAGAAGCAGAUGAAGGGUUACACCAAGCGACAAAUGGAAGUCGUGCAGGAGGAACUCCUUUUCCACCGAAGUACUCUGAUGAGAGCCAGUGCCAUGUUGAAAGAAUCUGUAGAAGCGGUGAAUGCCCGUCUUAGCACAUUACACGCUGAAGAAGCGCUGCUGAACGAGUACUACCAAACGCUGGAUGAUGAAAUUGAGCUCGGGGAGAGGUAUGAUCUACCCAAGGAAGGCAGUUAUCAUCGCCAACAGCGUGAGUUGAGGCGUGCCGUCCCGCGUCAGAGGUACAAAGAGGGGCGAGUCUUCUUGGAGGCCCGCCGUGCGAAGCUGGCGGCGCUCCUGCAUGAACUGGAGGUAGAAGAACGUGCGAUAUUCCCUAGCAGCGCCGACAACGAUGCCGCUGCGGCGGAGGCGGCGGCGCUUGGCCGCGAGUACAGCAUAGUUGACUCGAAGGGACAGAAGUUAGACGAUGUGUAUGAUUCCACCGCUGCUACUGCUGGAGGCGGCCAUAACUUGGAGUUACGCUUGCGUGUGCAACCACUGCUGGAGAAAGUGCGGGAGCUGAGAAUAGUGCCGAAGCUUUCUCCGCGCAGUGUCAAGUCACGGUUACGGAAGGAGCUACUACUCCCCUUCUCGGCGCGUGUCCUCGCCCUGAAAAUUGACGAGGGAAACAACCCGGGAGAAAGGUUUGUAGAGUGGUACGUCAACACUGUCAUUGACCCCUUGGCAAUGGCACAACUUGUCGAGCUUGUACCGCGUGAGUAUCUUGUAACGACGACCGUGCGACUUGUAAACGUGUGUGAUACAUAUUUGCACCUACGUCAGACGCAAGCUCUUCCAGACGUCUUGCAUGUUUUACUGCAAGCUAUUGCGGAGGGACGCUCGGAUGCCCUUGCGACCCUUGUGCUCUCCCCCUCAGACUCCUACUUGCAUGCGUUGGAAAACAAGGACUAUGUGGGCAUCAUCUUUUAUGCGGCAUUGGUCGCUGGACAGAUGGAAGUGCUGCGGCAUCUUAUUUCAGUUGGCUUCUACAACGUCAAUGCCCUCGUCGCGUGGCUUUUCUUGAAUCCCAACAAAGAGGAUCCCGCCUACAUUGCGUAUAUGACCGAAGUAAGGUCCAGCGUGAAACAGCACGUGCAGAGCGAGGUCUGUCAGCAGCAGGAUGCCAUCAGCGCCGAAACGUUGCGCAGUGAGUGGGAUGUGGAUAUCGUGGCUUCUGAGUUGGUCCUGAGUUCGGUGCAGAGUGAUUCAAGGCCCCCGUCAGUGAACAGUGGGUUGUGCGAGACCCUGCGGCGCUUCCUGCAGGAGCGACGGAAGUGGAAGUCCCAUACGGCCGCACAGGCCGGUAAGGCCACCGCUUCCACCAAAGUGAGAUCGAGCGGGGAAGUCUCUUGUGAGCCAUCCUCUCUGCUGGUGCCGCAAUUGCCAAUAGUGAGAGUUGGGCAGAACACGACGCAACCGAGUUCUGCUGCUGAGGUGCCCUUCUCACUCAUUCUUGGGAAGCGACGUUUGGACCGCCUCCAACUUUCGCCCGUAAAGUGUGCCGUGUUGCCAGCCGUUAGCAGCUCAUUUAUGCGGCGGGUGGACCGCUGGGGCUACACACCGCUGAAAGCCACCGCCUCCCAUUUCCUGCUUGUGGGCGAUACAUCCACUGCAAGUGCACACGUUGUACAACUCCCACCUCGGUACGCAGAAUUAUGGCCUGACGAUGAUCCGACAGAAACACCGCACGCGAGAUGGCAACGAGAAAAGCGGCAGGCGUCGGCAAAGGCGAAGGGCCCGAGUUUCUACUAUGAGGUACAUGUCUCACUGAAUUUUCUACUCAGCGGUGUCCCUCUGAGCACGACUGCAUUUAACAGCCUUCCAGCUUCUGAAGACAAGCCUGGGCUGCAAACUUCCACGGUUUUUGUUGGUUGGUGCUCGGAGGAGUGUGUGCCUGCGGCCGAUGGACGUUCCACACAUUCUCCACUAGGCAGUGACCGCAACUCCAUAGGAAUUUCGUUUGACGUCUUGCACAGAUCUACGGUCAAUGAAUCCGUGGAGGAGGUCAUCUUACGACCUAUGAAGCAUGAGAGGGGCAGAACCUCUGUGUAUCCCGUCCGAGAUGAAGACGUCCUACAAGAUGGUAAGGCGGUGGGAGAUCUGGAGACGAGUUUGGAGGAGCCAGUUUUUCCCUUGUUGCGAAUUCAGCUCGAAACAACUCAGGAGAAGGGCAACAAUCUGGGAUUUUCAUGCUUCUCCACGAGGGCCUUCUCCUCGCCCAUUUACGGAACCGCAAGCUCCAUAGGCGACGCCUCGGCCUCGGAGAAUUCGUGCGCGGCGACGGCGGCGUAUGCGUUGAAGGAAACAAUUGUACCCAACGUUGAAUUUGUGCGCCAGGGGGGGAAUGCCUCCGAGGCAGACGCUGGGGAAGGAAGCAGGAUGUUUUGGACCUCCGCCUUUGCGGGUAAUUCGGUCGUCCAGAGAGGGGUAUCGGUGUACAACUACCAGUCCCUGGUGGUUGGCUGCCACGUGAAUUUUGGCGAUCGUACUGCGUCUUUUAGCGUCAACGGAAGGCCGCUUGGGGCCGCCUUUACGACGCUGCCGUCACCGGUGGGUCUUCGGCCAGCUGUGAGCCUUCAGGCAUCACAGCAAAUCACGGAGACGCUUCAGCGCGUGCGGCCUUCCGACGCGGUGAUUGUUCGCUUUGUCUUUGAGGAAACACAUUUGCUGACCACGCAAAACGUUGUCACGACGCCCAGCUGCUUUCCCGGAGCGCGGUCCCCUGUUGAGGCUCGGCAAGGAACACCAGUACGAUGCGAGGAAAAGGAACAGGUCUGCGGAGAGAUUCCGGGAGUCAUAACGUCGUGCCGCCCAUUGCUGUUUGACGAGAGUAUGAUGCAGUGUGCGCUGCUAGGGCUUAUCACUUGCGGCGAAGGCAUGCUGCCCACCGGCGAGGAUGCCGACGACCUUAUUCAGGCUGCCAGAGAGACUCUUUCACUGGGGCACAGCGUGCGCAUCACGGCGGCGAGUGUCCGUCAGUUGUUAAGCGCACAGUCUACCGCGGAGGAUUUGUUGUUUUUUCCGCCAGUGGUUGUAAAGCGUCGCAGCGACGAUACGGAAAAGGGAGGAAACGGAGUGGCGAUCAUUCCAGAGGAUGUUCCGCUGGUGCCGCUAUGCGUCGCACUGGCGCAGCGUCAACGCGUGCCAGCCUAUCGUAUUGCCGUGCACCCCUUUACUGACUUCCUUGGUCAAGACGAUGUGAGUAGGCGGCAGAGACGCAUGGCGUUGCUCGCCUCCGCAACACUGGGCUACAUGGAGGUCUUGUACGUGCUCCUUGAGCGCAUGUGCAUUGCAGAGACGCUCAGCUUGUUUACGCUCAGCCUCGCAAAGACUGACUCCGACUACUAUCUAACAGGAAAGCAAAUGAGAAUUUUUACAUCUGGAAACUGUCGCCAAUGCACUUCCGCCGCCAUGCUACAUCGCGUUGAGUAUACGCCACUGCACUGCGCCCUCCUUGAAGAACACUACGAGUGCGUGCAUCUGUUACUCUACUACUUGAAUCGGUUACUGCCGGUGGAGCAGAAGCGACACGCAGUGAACGUCCUGACACGUAGUGGGGAAACGGCACUUCUCAUGGCCUGCCGCCUCGGCUACACCAAAAUUGCAAAGCGUCUUCUCGCUAUGGGGGCCGCACCGUCGAGCUUUGACCGUGUGACACGAACAAAUUGCCUGGAGCUUGCCUGCGCCAGUCGUAGUGAGGAGAUUGCCAUGGCCCUCCUACAAACACCGCACUACUGCUCACAGGUGGCGGUAAACCUCUCGGGGGUGGCGACGCCGAUUUGCUGGUGUGCGCUGAACAACAUCGCCUCUCUCAUCCCCCCGCUGCUAAAACAUGGUGCGAGCCUCGACGUGACGUUGGACGGUCUCACACCGCUUCUUUUGUCUGUCACGUUUGGGAGUGAGGAGGCCGCGCUGCAGCUGCUUAGCUGCACUAAGGUGGUACCCAACGUCUCCACCUACUUGGCCCAGUCGGCCCGUUCUGCUUCGCACUGCUCGUCUAACGACGAGGUCAACGAGGAGGAAUCAAUCAAAGACGCCGAGGUUUGCCGUGCCGCCGUGAUGGACAUCAAUGCCUUGGACCCACUCACGCAAUCCACUGCGCUGCAUUUGGCGUGCGAGCUUGGGCAGCUGGAGGUGGUGCGCGGGCUCAUUGCAAAGGGAGCCUCAUUGAACCUGCAGAACAAGUCAAGAUUUGCCACUCCACUACACCUCGCCAUUAUCAACGGCCAUGAGGGUCUGGCGCUUGAGAUAUUGGAGUACGCAAAGGACAAGCUCAGGCGUGGCCAAAACGUGCUCGACAUUGCGGCUCUUGAGAAGAACGCCGACACGGCUUUGCAUCUCGCCGCCCGAGAGGGCAUGCUACAAGUGAUCGAGUACAUCAUGUUUCAGUUUAGCGACGAGGAGAUUACACGACUCUCCGGCACGCGCAGCUUUGCGAAACGGCCCACCGUCGUGAAUGUUGUGGCCACAAACCGUCAGGGCAUGACGCCGCUGCUUGUUGCAAUCCACGCCCACCAGGAGGCGGCGGCGCAACUUAUUGCCUCACUCAUGCCAGACUCGCUGCCCAACCCGGGCGGGCCCGUGAUUGACGGCACCUGCACGGCGGUUUUGGCGAGUGACGCGGAGGGGCUUGACAACGUCACACUUUUCUUUCUUUCACAGCAGCGCUAUGCCGCAAAGGAGGCCUUCCGGGCGGAAUUCUUCGCCCGCUACAAUGCGAAGCGGCGGCAGAUGGACCUCCGCGAGGACGGGGCCCCUCUCGAGUAUGAGGAAAAAACGGCCGUGCUCUUUGGAGAGGGAGAGAAGAGGCGAAAAAGGGACAGAGCACGCAACCUCCGUGACACUAACCUCAGGCAGGCACAGGCUCGGCAAAGAACGAACGUCUCCGCCGCACUCCUCUCGCGGACGAGUCUCUCGCUGGAGACCUACGCGGAGAAGUUGGGCGGUCUCACCGGCACGCACGGCGCGAUGCUGUCCCGCCGUCACACCGCACGAGGCGCACGGGUGUCGCGGACAGGGAGGCAGCGUCGGCGAAGCACGUUUGUGCGCAUGUUGCUGGCGAAGGGAGGAAUUGGCCUCACUGCACGGACGCUUAUUCAAAUAUUAGAACAGGGCUUUCCUCUGGAGGAGAUAUACGUCAUGGUUGACACCAUCUCCACCGAGACGACGCGCUCGACGCAGAGCGUGAGUGCGAUGCAGCACGUGGAAACACUCAUCUUGUUUUUUCGCGAGUACGGUGGGGUGCGCAUUGCCACAUGGGAUGCAGUUGUAGUAGCGCGACAACUUCUUGCGGCUCCGGCCCUGGCGGGAAUUAUGAAUGCGGAUCAGUUGGAUAAUGCUAAGAAACGGAUGACGGAGAUGCGGCCGCUGUGCAGAGAGUUGCUUUCCCUCAUCCGUUCCCAUGGCCAACGCCUAGAGUGUGUGGAGGACAUGCGGCAUAUGGUGGAGCAGCGCGGCGGCGUUGGCCCCUCGCUUGUGGAGGAAAUGACAACCCCCUUUGGAUUCACCGUGCUUCAGCUCGCCGCCACCCUAGGUUUGCCGCACGUGUGUGAAUUUCUCCUGGGUGAGUGUGAACUGAGUCCCUUGUAUGUGCCGUCAACAAGCAGCAUCCCCUGUAGCGACAGCAAGUGGUGUCUCUCGCCGUUUCGUCUUGCAUUGCGUUCCGUCAAUGUAGAGACCAUUUCGGUGUUUCUUUUGCACGAACUGCAAUCGGGUGAUGUACAGGCAAUGCUGGAGCACAAGGAGCUUGCAAAGGCAGACAAGCUGCAACAAACAGCGCUUCAGGAACUCGUUCGACAGCCACUCGAUGGGCUUUCCACUACGGCCACCAUGGACACACUGCACGUGAUGCGUCUGCUCCUUUACAACGGGGCCGUGGUGCAAGGCAACUUUGACAAUGAGGGAAACGAUGCGUGGAUGCUUGCCGUGUGUGCGGCUCCUGGCAAAGGCACCAAACUUGAGGUCUUUUUUGAGGAAAAUGUACAGCUUGGCGGGGACGAAGAGAAAGAGGAAAGUGAGGCGGAUGAUGUGAAGACGUCUACGCGCAAAUCCUCAUCCACCGGGGAGACUGAGCCAAUGCACCGAAACGAAAGCAGCCGAAGUGGGUGGACGGUGACGUCGCUUGAUACCGAUGAGAAACGAAGGCAGUCGCUACGAAUGCCGCUCAUAGGCUCUGUGGUUGCGCCGCAGUGGACGAAUUCCCUUGUGGUGCUUCAAACCGUUGACAACUCCACCCCGCUGAGUCUAAAGAAACGGAUAUACUACGCUCAACUGAUCUUUUCCUGUGCGGAGCAUAACCCGCAGAGUCUCAGUACACUGCUGGAACGGUAUCCGCAUGUCCUUUCUCCCUCCGUUGUUAACCCUCUGACGGGUGACACCUUGCUGCUCUUUUUGUUGCGCCGGGCCGCCAACAUCUACUCGGUGGAGUGCGGGAUCUAUGCGCCUCCUCAGAACAAUACAGACCGUGAGGAUGCUUUACUAACAGCGCGCUGCAUGCCGCUAGAGGCGGAGAUGACCCGCAUCUCCGAUGGCGAUCCCGUACCGUACCGUGAUCCAUGCACCAUUCCCGCUGUGCGCUCGUUGCUGCUAGUCGUGGAGCAGUUGCUGCGAAAAUUCUCCUUUGACAAUCUGUACUAUGAGCACAGUGACGGGGAAACCGCCUUGGCGCUGGCCGCACGAUUAAGCUACACCCCGAUUGUCUCACUUAUAGUGCAGCGGCCUGUCGCCUUGGCUGCGGGUGGGGAAACCAGAAAGGAGGAGACCAAGGAGGCGGAAACGGCGUGCGCUGCCCCCGCCGGCCUCUCCGAUAUGGACUCCGCGAGUACUGUGAUCCACGACGACCUCGUGCGAAAUUUGGAGUCUUCCUCCUGUUGGGUGAUGCUCGCCACCCGUCUCUACUACGCGGAGGAGGAAAUGGACAUGCUGAUGACCAUUCUCAGACACCUCCGGUCGACCUCCACAAAGUUUUCAUUUUUGUCGAUGGCCUACUCCAACCUACACCCCAUCGUGGCGCUACGCAUUGCGGAGAAAUACGCAACUGACGUGAAGAGUAUCCUCAUGCAUCCGGAAGCCGUCAAUGCCUUCUGGUCCAACGUUCUCUAUGCCCAGUUUGUGGGCCGACUUGAGGAGGUGCCUGUGACGCCGGCAGGGUGGAGUUCCAUUCUGAGUGUGCUGCUGCCUGCUGCCUCGGCUAUCCCAAUAUAUUUAAUCAAAACAACACCUUCACUGCCAUCCAGUUCACCCGCCGAUUCGACGCCGUCAAAGCUGCUGUCCCCGGUUGCUUCCACGCCGGCUGCAUCCGGCUCUCCGGUGAAGAGGGAAAAGGCAGGGAAUCGUGCCGCCCCCAACUGGGGUUUCAUCGUCAAAAAAACAAGACAGUACAUUCGUCAGCUUGCGGCGGCGGCGGUGUGUGUGGCGUCACCGCCGUCUGCCAUUGCAUCUCUGCACGGUGGUGGGGUCAUUCCAAGCUCGCAGCGCCAGGUGCUUACGGUCAUGUCUAACCAUUUUCAUGAGUUAAUUGAGUUGUCCGUGCGUUUUGAUAACUCUGCGAUGCUGCUGGACCUCAUGAACCUGGUUCCCGCAGAGCUGCAGGCCUGCGUCAAGAAUGAGUGGCGUGAUCUCAUGGAGAAGUAUCACAUUGACGUGGUCGCUAUCGCCGCAGGCAGCAUGACCAUCAUGAAGACGCUUGCUCGUCUCCCUGAAACGGCCGCACUGCUAAGCAGCGAGCGAUACGAACGCAUUGAUCCCGCCACUGGCCUCUCCGAGGAGGUGGUGGCGGCGCGGGAGGCGAUGCCCGACGCACCGUCGGCGCCCACAAAACCCGCCCCUCUGGCUGGAAGCACGAUGAUGUUGCGUGGCGAGCGCGCCGGCAGUGUCUCUGGGGUUCUCUCAUCACGGAAGUCGUUUGUUCGAACCUCCCCCGCCAACGAAAACAAAUGGACCCCAAAAAAGCCUAGGGAGAACAAGCAGGCGGUGGUGAAUAUCCUCGCACUGGAUGCGACGACGCUAGACACGAACGUGGAGGGGGAAAAGAGCGAGGCUGAGAAGCCCGAAGCCAACUUGCAGUACAUGGAGGUGAUGACGGCAGCGCGCGAAAGAACGACGGCUUCGGCGGUUACCUGGGGCAUUGGUGCUGCCGCACGACCCAUCGCAUUGCAAGAAGGACUCAAGGCAAAUGCUCAUGCGGCGCCUCAACUACAACCCGCCUCUUCCUUCUCGGCGCAAAGGAAAACGAGUACCGCGGCACCUAGCGAUAGCUCUCGCAACCGCUUUCUUACAAAUAUGGGCGCCGAGGAGAGGCUCUCCGUGACGUCCGUGCAACGUAAGUCACCGAGGCAAUCCUUGACGCCGGAGGGGGGAACCGUCACAGGCUCCUCGCGCCAAGCGCCGCUGCCAAUGGAAUGGAUGCCCUCGCCUCCAACACCGCAGUACUUUCCGUAUUAUUUGUGCGACUGGGCGCUUCACACGACCCUUGUCCUACACGCCCCACGACCGUCGCGUCGAACGGUUGAUACCCUGCUUUACCUUAUGGAUCAACGUGCCCCCCUCACGGCUUCGGCAGUGCAACUAUUCUUGGCGGCCUCACGACCUCUGAACUGCUGGGAAUCCAGUGACGGCCAACUGAUCACGCUGAACUACGCCACACGCACACACCAAGACACAUUGUUGCACAUUUUGGUUCAGAAUGAUCAACUUCGACUUGCACGGUACUUUCUGGCGACCGCCUUGUGCUACUUUACCUACUACCAAUAUGACCCACCAAGUACGAUGCCGCCCCACUUUGCAUUGAUGGAUAUGCCCAAACCGCAGAAGCCUUUUAAACCCCCAGAGCUCCACGGAGAGAGUGCAACGGAGGAGCCGGAAACGUUGGAAGAGGAGGGUGGGUAUCCCGCCGUUUUCCUGCGCAGCAUGCUGCGGAUAAAUAAACACGGCCUCACACCAUUUGACUACGCCCGCGGGCCAAUGGUGUCACUACUCAUGGAGUACGGCUGCAUCCCGCCGACGUACCGCCCGUAUCCGCGUGGAUUUUGCCGCGCAAUUCGAUUGCCCCUCGCUCCCUCAGCCUUCCACCCAGUGCCGCAGCUGCUGCUGGUGUCUGCGAACUUCAUUGAGCUGCACGACGAGGGAAAGCCAAAGCCGCGCAACCAUACGGCGGAACUUUUGGCCAGGGACACCGCCGAUGCCGUUUUGGUGCGAAAUCAGACCAUUAGCCAACACGCGACAAAAGUAAAUUUUUUACCAUCAGUUCUUUCAGGUAACGUGAGUCUGCUGCAUCUGGGGUUAUGCUCCGCCGAUGACGAACUUGUGCUGCAGUACAUCAAAGAAAAGCGUCAGCAACAACUGCGAAGUCUCGUGUUGUCGCAAGUGUCGCGGAACACACCUACGCCGCUCACGAUGACGCAGCUCUCGAGUGCCACGUUUGCUGGGGCCCAUCAACGGGGCAAGUCGACACCCUCGACGGCCCCUAGAGCGAAGGGUUUGUCCUCAGCCCGCUCCGCCGCACAGCGUGGCAGGGCUGAGAAGGAGUUGCCAAGCGCCUUGAAGCUUAUGGAUGUUCUUCGUGAACGCGGCUUUGUGCUCUUCCCGCUUGUUCUUCCCCUGGACCUGGAGGCAAGUCAACCAACGCGCGAGGACGACUCCAAUGAGAGCACCGCAAUUCUGCUUACCAUGACCCCCAUGGCACUGGCAACUUGUGCGGGUGUCGUGAAGCGAGAUGAAGUUUCUCAGGGGAAUAAGCGGCCGAAGAAAUCCACGGGUACACCUCGACCAAACUCUAGGGCUGAGGCUUCCUUCAUUCCGCCACGUUUUACACUAACAGCGGGAAAGAACCGUCAUCCCGCCGAUGCCCUCGAUGCCUGGGUGGCCUCCCGCCGUUCAUCGAAGUCAGCUGCAGCUGGAAAGGACCCGCACAUGCAUCUGCUUGUCAGGUCUAUCGGCGGUGGUCUCGCCGGGCGUACGAUUCAGCUUCUCGGCCUCUGUACGGCCCCUUCUUACGAGUCCCACAAGUAG
This is a messenger RNA of Trypanosoma conorhini, 10311 nucleotides long. RefSeq lists its product as uncharacterized. Lineage: Eukaryota; Euglenozoa; Kinetoplastea; Trypanosomatida; Trypanosomatidae. Gene Ontology annotation, molecular function: protein binding. The transcript has a single exon. The record is from RefSeq and is a predicted model, not a curated record. The coding region runs from base 1 to 10311 and encodes 3436 amino acids.